Aspergillus melleus is the source of this 468-nucleotide messenger RNA. RefSeq lists its product as uncharacterized. NCBI's taxonomy places the organism in Eukaryota, Fungi, Ascomycota, Eurotiomycetes, Eurotiales, Aspergillaceae. The transcript is spliced from 2 exons. The record is from RefSeq and is a predicted model, not a curated record. Bases 1 to 468 code for a protein of 155 amino acids.
AUGACUUCACUUAGGAACUUUCUUGCGCUUUUCGCGCUAGUGCUACCAGUUGGCAUCUAUGCUCGCGACUGCACCACCACUGCCAACGCCGUACUCUCAAGCCCCUCCGACCUCAUCCCUUACAAUGGCUGCACAACCAUUACCGGCUCCGUCGCAAUCUCCCCCUCCUUCUCCGGCACAUUCGCGCUGAAAGGCGUAACACGUAUCAACGGGUCCAUUACCAUGGACACUAACACGGGGGCUAGCGAUCUCGUCGCAAUCGAGAUGCCCGGUCUCGUCGAGAUCACGAGCAUCACCCUGCCCCAGACCCGGGGCUUGCAAAGGGUGGAUUUACGAUCCCUGCAGACCGUCCGCGAUGAGUUGGUCUUUAUCCAGGAGGCCUACGAGGAGAGCUGGUUUGAUUUGGCCAAGUUGGAGAGUGUUGGGGGUUCUUUGGAGAUGGCGGGGUUGUGGACGAAGUACGACUGA